Messenger RNA from Trichoderma reesei QM6a, 2592 nucleotides. RefSeq lists its product as uncharacterized. The record is from RefSeq and is a predicted model, not a curated record. NCBI's taxonomy places the organism in Eukaryota, Fungi, Ascomycota, Sordariomycetes, Hypocreales, Hypocreaceae. The transcript is spliced from 4 exons. Bases 1 to 2592 code for a protein of 863 amino acids.
AUGAGAAACGAGCCCACUGCGAUUACAAGGGGAAUUGAACCCGCCUCCCUUGCUAUUACUACUACUACUCUGUUAUACAAUCUCUACCCUCUGCCAAUAUUGUUUAUCUCUAUUCCCCCUCCCGGCCUGCUGCUUCCUCUCCCUCCACGGCCCGAAUUGGCGGUGCACGCACUGGGAUGCUUGUGUCUGGCUAGUAUCAAGGCAUGUCCGCCUUGCGAGCACUCUAAAGCAUGCCUGCCCUCCGCUCCCUCCGCCAGCCUGGCUAACCUCGUCUCUCUGACUCCGCACAGCAGCAGCUUUGGAGACAUACCAAACGCUCACCCGCCGCCCACGCCCAAGCAGACGCCCACGUCGGGGGCCUUUCCGAGCCCCCUCUUCGAGACCCCGAAGCCGCCCCAGGGCUCCUUUGCCGACGCCAGCGGCCUGACGCCUCGCUUCGCCGAGGAGUACUCCGUCUUCAACGCCACGCCGGGCAACCUGCGAGGGGCUCAGUUCCCCUUCGCAGACCUCGUGCCCGCCACGCCCUUUGCGCCCUCGUACCUGGGCCACAAGCGCCUGCUGUCCGUCGAAGAGCUGGCCGUCGAGAUUGCCACCCGAGCCAACAUCCCGCCGUCCAACCCCAGCCUCCCUCCGCCGCCCGUCGACCCGUCACGCCGCCUGCCCUCGUCGCCCGCCGCCCUGAUCCUGUCGACAAAGGCCGCCGCCGCCAGCUCCGACGCACACCUCGGCCCUGCCUUUUCCUCGUCGCGCGCCAAGUCGCCCAAGAAGCUCCGUCGGGGUACGAUUGAAGGCUCCGACGCCGCCCAGCCUCUGUCGCCGCCGCCGUCGGCUCACAAGGGCGGCCACAAGCUCGCCCCCAAGGUCAACAUGCAAGAUGACCGGGGCUACGGCCACCCGGACUUUGGCGACGGCUUCCAGGGCCACCACGACAUGGCCGCCAUGAUGGGCGGCCCCGACGACAUGUUUGUCUAUCCACUGUCCGCUCCCCCGAGCACAGCCAACUUCUGGGACCCGGCUAUGGGCAUGGACUUGGAUUUCAGCUCCGCCGGCGCCGCCUUCUUCCAGCCCUCGCACCGGCAUACCGGAUCCUUCGACUGGAACAGCGACAUUCAGCUCUUCCAGGAUCCCGUCCCGCCUCCGCCUCCGCCGUCGUCGAACCAAGAGAAUGUCCAGCCCAACGCGCCCAACAUGCAGCACCAGCCCCUUCGAAGGGAGAGGAUGCUGGCCCCCAAGCCGCCCGUCACCGGCCAGUCCGCCGCGGCUUCCGUGACGGGGUCUGGCAUGUUCCAGGCGCCGAUGGACGACUCGUUUGGCCUGGGCACGCCGAUGGAAGGCGUAGAUCCGGGACUCAUAUACAGCCGACCCCCAACGUCCUCGAUGAAUGCCGAUGAUUUCAACCCGGCCGUGAACGCAACGUCCGCCAACGUGGGAGCCGCGGCGGAAGCCAACAACUCUCGCAUCAUGGCUCAGCCUCGCCGGACGAACAGCCUAAAGGAGAUCAAGAGAGGCAAGAUGCCCGACCGAACCUUUACGAGCUCUCCCGUCAAGGCCAUGGGCCGUCCGGAGCUGAACCGCAGCGUGAGCGAUACCCGAGGAAAGAAGGCCAACGGACGGGGGGCAUUGCCGACAUUGGCCCCCGCUUCACGGCCCACGUCACAGGCUGGCAAUGCUGCCAAUAAUGCGAACGCGGAUGCCGGAAAGGCGGCGGCGGCGGCGCGGUCAUCGGGCUCGGGAAGGAUGUCGCCCCUAAAGAGCCAACGACGAUUGUCAAGCCUGGCGUCCAUUCCCGAGUCUGCCUCCCAGCCACAGCUGCAUCGGCCACGAACGUCGGUAAGGUUCACUAUAGACGCACACGGACGGGCUCGGGCGGAGACGACUGUCCUGGUUGAGGAAGUUGGCAGCAUAACUCGCAGUCGAAGCUCCCGGGAGCUGUCAGCCUCGCGAAGAAGUUGGGAGUCGUCCGACGACGACUCGUCCACGGAUGAGGAGCCAAUCAUCAUACCCAGUCGGACAAACUCGUUCAACGCAUCAUUUGCAUUGCCGGAUCCUCGCAAGCCUGUGGGAUCCAUCUUUCACUCGGGCAGGCGAAGCAUCAGCGACAGGAGCAGGAGUGCUUCGACCCCGUCCCUGGUCACGCCCACCGAAGGGGAUAGCGACCCGGAGACGAUCAUGGCUGAUCAUCCAGAAAGAGGAGGCGAUGCGGCGAGCGAGCUGCGGAAAGUGGUAGAGGACCGUCAGAAGCGGUCCAUGCAGAUGGACAAUGUCCGACCGCAGCAACGAGUUCUCGGCCCAAGCAGCUCCGGGAACUUCCAGGCAAGCUGCAUCUCUCCCCCGAUCAGCAUGGCAGACUCGAGCUACAGGAUGGACGGACACCGAAUCCGGUGUGUAUGCAGGAGGAAUGAGGCCGAUGAAGAAAACGGCUACAUGCUUCAGUGGCGUACCAUGCCCAGCGUGUACAUCUGCGGUUACUGUGCCAAUACGCCCACCGUUGCCGCGCGGCGAGCUCAGCAGCAACACAGCGGGCGGGCGAGCAAUGGGGGACACUCGACGUUGUCCUCUCUAGCGAACAAGACACUUCGGACUCUUCGAUGA